GGGAGCGCGUAUCGAUCUCGCUUUCCUUGACGCAUCAUUUUAAGUGGCUGCCAGCCUAAGCUCCUCACUCAGACACACACGCACACAUGACACACACGCACACAUGACACACACACAUUACACGCAUGCGCAUACAACCCAUACGCCCAAAAUACCUCGCUAACUGACUGAUGGAUGCGGUGCUGUACGGGGAAGGAGGCUAUUCAAGUGACCGCCUCGCCCCCCGCCCAAGACAGCUAGCUGGUACGAUGGAUUGGCGUCGGGCGGGUGUCGAGAAUGGUUACUGUGUCGGUGACCUGGCUGAGCGGCAAAGCUGGCGCGGCGAUCCUCCCUUAACAAUCCAGUCCGAGGCCAUUGGGCUGGAUCAGAGACCAGAGAUGCGGUCAAACAGAAAGGUUGCGGUCGUCGGCUGGCGUGCCGUGUGUACUGCAGGCAGUACCAUGCUGCAAGCGCAGGUCGGGUUGCGUUGCGACGAAGCUAAAGGGCGGUCUAAGGUUAGCCAUGGCUGGCCUGGCACGCGCCUCCUCCCGACUAUUGUUGCGGUCAAGCGCCAGCCAGCGCGGGUUGAUCUCAACUUGGACUGGUCGGGGUGGAGAGCAACACCCGAACACUGCGGUACCCGUCGUCUCUCUGCGAUUCGACGGCAGUCCUCGAUAGAGUUGGGUGUAAAGUCGCCGGUGCCAUUCAAGGACUGGCUUAUGGAUUUGUGGGAGAUGGAGCUUGCUUUCGCCUGACCCUAUCUCGCCGUACCCGUGCACUACCCAACCGGUAGGUAGGUGCAUUACCUGAUUGAGAGGGAGAGGUGAGACGGGAGGUAGUGUAGGGCUCGUGCAGGUACGCAG
Molecule: messenger RNA, 842 nt
Organism: Colletotrichum navitas
Lineage: Eukaryota; Fungi; Ascomycota; Sordariomycetes; Glomerellales; Glomerellaceae
Exons: 1
Coding region: 171-734 (187 amino acids)
Source: RefSeq, a predicted model, not a curated record